Chaetomium fimeti is the source of this 1158-nucleotide messenger RNA. RefSeq lists its product as uncharacterized. The record is from RefSeq and is a predicted model, not a curated record. The transcript has 2 exons. The coding region runs from base 369 to 986 and encodes 205 amino acids. Lineage: Eukaryota; Fungi; Ascomycota; Sordariomycetes; Sordariales; Chaetomiaceae.
GGGGCGGGACCCGGAUGGACCACAAUUUAUGCACAAAUUAGUAGUACUGUGUAUAUCCUUCUUGUGAAAUAAAGAUGGCUCGCCAGGGCUCUUCCAACCCAGUGUCGCCACCACGGUAACGCCUUGUCCUCGCUGCGCCCUGACGUCAGUAACCGAUCACCCAGAUUGUUGGUGAUGGCAUGCCCUGCAGUUCGUCAAAAGGGUUUACAUCAUGACGCGAACACCUGCGAUUCCUCCGCACCAACUCAAGAAUACAUAUGCGGCAACCCUUCUGGACUCUUUGUGCUUGAACUUUGGUGAUUGAGAACCCAACAACUUACACAACAUCUCACAACCAACUAAACCAGUAGAAACGCGAUAUAUCCAACAUGGCAGAACAACAGACAGAGGCUUCAGUGAAGCACCCCGAUCCCUACAAGGAGGCCAACCUCGACGAGGAAGUGUCCUUGGAGCAGAAGGUCCGUGACCUCAGCAGCUUCAUGACGCACUGCAAGUUCGGGAUGAUGACCACCCGAGACGCCGGCUCCGGAAAUCUGGUAUCGAGGUGUAUGGCGUUGGCCGCCCAAGAAAGCGGCGGCAUCGACCUCCUCUUCCACACGAACACCGAAUCCGGCAAGACGGUCGACCUCGCCAGCGAUGCGCACAUCAAUAUCAGCUUCCUCAACUACUCUGGUGACUGGGCGUCGGUAAGCGGCACAGCCAGUGUCGUCACGGACCGAUCCCUCGUCCAGAAACAUUACAGCCAGCACCUCAAGGCCUGGCUGGGUGACCUGGGCGACGGCGUCCACGACGGGGGAGUGAACGACCCUCGCAUCGGCAUCAUCCGGGUCAAGAUGACCACGGCCCACUACGCCAUCUCCUCCAAGAGCAUAAUCGGGCAGAUGGCCCAGGUUGCCCAGGGGGUCGUGACCGGAAAGCCGGCGACGGUGAACAAGUUGCGCGAGAUUAGUCCCACCGAGGCCAUCCAGUGGAGAUCGGCUCACUAGGGGGGCUUCUAUCGGCUUCUGUGGAAGGAAAUUGGACACGAACCGGGUGGUGGACGAAUAUCUCACGAGUUGGCGUCGGGGCAGCUGUUUCUUGAACAAAUUUGUAUGAUAGGAUUUCAAUCGCAUUGACUGGCUUACUGCUUGCCCUCGUACUCGGCUUUCCAUAUCCUAU